Molecule: messenger RNA, 2340 nt
Organism: Oikopleura dioica
Lineage: Eukaryota; Metazoa; Chordata; Appendicularia; Copelata; Oikopleuridae
Source: the annotation of a GenBank genome assembly
AUGAAGUUUUGGAGAUUAUUUUUAUUCCACAGCGCAGCAGUUUAUGCGGAGUGGAAGUUCAAUCGUUGGCAAAUCACGGAGCCACGGUCCGGCUGGCAGGUCGAUCGUCCCCGACUGAGCCCAGGCCGCCUCCAGACUGACCCGCGGAGGGAUGACGUCGACUUCUCUCUCGGCGAGAACCCCUACUUCUCAGUCUCCAAAGAUGGCGACGUAUAUUUGUCCGCGCCCAUUGAUCGCGAAGAAACUCCUUUUAUCAGUCUGGAGAUUUUUGCAAAAGACAAAUCUGGGAGUGACGUAGAGCCUCCGUCCACGAUUGAGAUUUUUGUCGACGACAUCAACGACAACGCGCCUAUCUUUCCAGAGUCUUCUUACGAAUUCAGCGUCCCAGAAAUGUCUCCAAAAGGAACUCCCGUCGGAAAAGUAGUGGCCGAAGAUGCCGAUGCAAGCGACGGCUAUGGAACUGGGUACGGAGAUAUUGCUUACUUUUUGGACUCGCCCUUCUUCCGCAUUGACAAGUACAACGGAAACAUCUACGUGAAGAAGGAGAAUCUAAACAGAGAAGAAAGCACGGAAUACACCGUCACCGUCACUGCCGUUGACGGCGGCGGGGUCUCCACCACGGGCGCCAAUGAAGCUUCUGUGAAAGUGCUCGUUAAGAUUACGGACAUCAACGACAACGGUCCCAAGUUUUUACCUACUAUAGAUGAAAUCUCCUUUCCAGAAGUACCCGAAGAUCCACAACUUGGAUUCGACGAAUUUUGUUUCAAAGUGGAGGACUUAGACGUGGGAAAGAACGGCGACGUCGAGUUCAGAAUCAACUCGCCUGGCGACAAGUUCUUUUAUAUCAAAGCUAUCAAGGACACCUCGGCACCUGCUGAGAAGACGAUAAUCGAUGCUUGCCUUGCACCAAAAGAGGGAAAAUUAGACUAUGAAACUCAGAAUAUUCAUCAAUUAUCGAUCGUUGCAAAAAACACUCGUCCACUGGUCUCAUCCGCCGCUAAAGCCGGCAUCAUCCCUUCGGACAGCAUCAAUUUUACUGUGAAAGUGCUUAACGUUAAUGAACCACCGCAAUUCGAGGAAGACCUUUCAAUAUUUGAAAUUUCGGAGAACGCAGAUCCAGGGACUCGUCUAUGUCUUCGAAAUGACGAUAAAGCCGGCUGCAAAAGUGUUCUCAAAGCGGUUGAUCCAGAAGGCGAUGCUUUCGAGUACAAAAUCGACCCGGAAGCAAUCCGAAACAACUUUCCAUUCAACAUUGACGCAACUUCUGGACAGUUAACUCUCCAGUCAACGGUUGACCGCGAGUCCAAGUCCACCUGGGAGUUCGACGUUUUAGCCGUCAACACUGUUGAUUUCGACGCUCUCACGGGACGAACACGAGUGCGAGUGCUAAUCAAAGAUGUGGACGACAUGCCACCGAACCCACAGGAUAGUGUGAUCUACUUUUGUCCUGGUGCAAGUCUCUCGCAGUGGCCGAUAACCUUCACCGACCCGGAUGAGUCCACAGACAACUCUAUUACCGCACAAUUUGACGAUGAACAAGAGUCUUCCUUUAUUAAAGACAUGCUCAAGAAGAUGUCGCUCAACACCGACGGGAAUACACUCCAGCUCAAAAGCGAUGAAAGUCCAGAUGCCCAACUUCCAUUCAACCUGAAAAUCAAAUUCGCUGACGUCAAGAAAAACACGAAGUCGAUGUACUUCCAAGUCAAGUCUUGCCCAAGCUGCCAAAGUGAGAACGGCACUUGCAUCGACGAGAAGAAACUCAUCGCCCCAGCAAGUGUUCAGCCACAGCUUUGGCUUGCGAUUCUUUUGGCUAUUUGUUGCUCGCUUUUCGCUCUCAUCUCUUUCUUGAUCUGGAACCACAACAAGUCCCGAAAGCUCGGUUCUGAAGUGGCCUAUCUUCCUUCGAAUAUCGAUGAUGUCCGCGAAAACGUGGUCAUGUACGACAACGAAGCUGGAGAAGCGCCAUGCACUGACUCUCAAAUUGGGUAUCAAACAGUCCCCCUAAACAAAGCCUCUCGUGAUCCAGCAAUCCAAGAUUCAAGACUUUGCCACACAAUCGAUCAUCGCUUGAAGAACGCUUCUUCUACUGAAAAUUUUACUGGCGCUCCUUGGGACUCACGUCUUCUCUACAAAUACGAAGGAUCAAACUCGGUGCUCAAUUCGCUCAGUUCACUCAACUCGCAUCUCACCGAGCGCUCGCUUGAUCUAAGGAACUUCGCCGAAGGAAACAAAUUCGGUUUGGUCCGCCAGCUCUUCCACUCUUCCGUGCCUGGAAGUCUUCAUCGAAACGUGACGAUCGAAAUGGACUCCAACGAGAACUACCACGCCAUGCUCCACUAG